GCCGGUCUGAUCAGUAGCUACUGAGGGGAAGAUGGUGGACUUCGCGACAGCAGCGUGCUCGAAACUCCGUCCCAAACACUUUGGAAAAUAUUUAUUAUCUCAACCUGGUAUUAGAUAUAGAUUACCCGGGGACAAUCAUAGAUAAUACUUUGUGAAAGCCGUUGAGGAAACUGACUUUUUCGCCUCCGGACAACUCUUUAUUUCCAGGACUGAAGAAGGCGGAGAGUUGCGGAACGUGGUGGCGGUUGGUGUUAGGAAAGGACGCUAGGCAUCAUUAGCCAAAGUAUAAACUCAAGUGUGAAAGAAGGGGGAAUUCCUGGAGCUUUUACACCCAGCUGUCGAGAUAAACUACGGAGACCACUCAGCCGUCUGCUGCUGCUGUUGCCGCCUUUAAACCAAGUGUGAAAUCUCUGAGGAAGCGGACUUGACAGUUGGACUAAGAGCGGGCUAACUUCAGCUAGCUAACGUCAGCUAGCUUUGUUGUGAACUGUCGGAUCAAAGCGGUGCUCGAAAUGCCACGGAGUAAAAAGGGGAAACGUGGCUCCGGUAAGCCGGGCUCUCUUCGUCAGGAGGUUCUUCAGCUGCAGCUGUCGGCUAAAGCGUCCCUGAAAGGUAUUAAAAAUGGAGUGAAGGGAGAGUCGGGUGCCAGUGAUGAUGAGCUGACGUCUGAUAUUCUAAGCCACUACAGCAGCGCCAGCGAAACUGCUUCUGUGCUGGAUGAGGGCACAGGGAGUGAGCAGGUGGAUGAAAAGACUGCCCAGGAGGAAACAGAAGACAAACUCAAACAGUGUAUAGACAACCUGAUGGAUAAAAGUGCUAAGACUCGCUUAGCCGCCCUGGAGUCGUUGCGACAGGCCUUCUCCUCCAGAGUGUUGUACGACUUCCUGACAGAGAGACGCCUCACCAUCAGCGACUGUGUGGAAAGAAGCCUUAAAAAAGGCAGCGGAGAGGAGCAGGCAGCGGCAGCCACAGUCUUUGCCCUGCUCUGUAUCCAGCUGGGGGGUGGAGACGAGGCAGAGGAAGGUUUUAAGAUGCUUCGCCCCAUCCUCACUGCCAUCCUGAUUGACAACAGUGCCAGCAUAGCUGCCCGCCAGAGUUGUGCCAGAGCUUUGGGAAUGUGCUGUUAUGUGUCUGCUGCUGAAGAUGGAGAGGACUUGAUCAAGUCGUUGGCCCUCCUGGAGAGCAUAUUCAUGUCAUCCUACCCCAACAGGGAGGGGACGCUGCCCACACCUAAACCUGGGAGUCCAGGCCUUCACAGCGCUGCUCUGCAGGCCUGGUCGCUGCUGGUAACCCUCUGUCCUGCAUCCAGACUGACUGUGCUGCUCGAUCUUCACCUCCCCAAACUGAAGGCAUGUCUGGAGAGCAAUGACGUCAACUACAGGAUUGCAGUGGGAGAGACCAUCGCCCUGCUGGUGGAGCUGGGCCGAGAUAUUGAUGAGGAAUUUGAGGUUGAGGACAGUGAAAGUCUUUGUGAAUGUCUGAAGAGUUUAGCCACAGACGGCAACAAACACAGAGCCAAGAAUGACAGGAGAAAACAACGCUCCAUCUUCAGAGAAGUGCUACAUUAUAUAGAGAAUGAGGACUUCACAGAGGAAAAGAUCAGGUUUGGAGUGGAGAGCGUUUACAUCGACGGCUGGAUGAGGAGAAGAAUCUACGAUGCCUUCAAAGAGAUCCUUGAAUCUGGAGUCCGACACCAUCUACAGUUCAACCCACUACUGAGAGACAUCUUUGGCCUCGGCCCCCCCCUUAUCCUGGACGCUACUGUCAAAGGCAACAAGAUCUCACGAUUUGAGAAGCAUCUUUUCAACUCAGCUGCCUUCAAGGCCAGGACGAAACAGAGGAACAAAGUCAGGGACAAACGGGCUGACGUCAUGUGAGAGAAGGACGAGGAUGGAGUGAAUGGAUGAGUAAGCAAGGAACUCAUUGGGCUUUACUGAGAUGGAAACAAAACGAUGCCUUCAAAGCUUCAGUUGUCAGACACACAAAGACUCAGCAAACCCCCAACAGGGCCUUUUCACUUGUGCUCUUCACCUGCAACUUAAGGCUCUAGAUUUAAGAUGGCCACCAAUUAUUUUUAGCUCUCGUGUGCAGAGAAAAUCUUGCUGAGGAACAGUUUUACUGUUCUUUCUAACAGGCAUUUCACAGAAGUAUUCAUAUUAUGUGCACAUAUUUUAAAUGAUCUUCUAAUAUCAGAAAGGUCUUCUUACAGAGAAAGUAAAGUACUAAGUCUCUCUGUAAGAGUCACACACUUUAGAUUUACAUUUAAUUUGUGGAACCAUCACUGAAACCCUCUUUGGUGUUGUUCGGUGUUAUUUUUGAUACUCAGCUCCAGCUGCUGGCCUAAGGUUUGACAUUUCAGUCAGAUCUUUUUUAAUCCUAAUUUCUGUUGCUUUUCCCUGGACGUUAACAGGUCCUGGUUAAUCACUGAGGUUUCAUGUUCAAGAAUCAACUUUCGUAUUGAGAAAAAGAGCCACCGAAAUGUUCUGAAAAAAAACCUCUGUUUCUCUGGGCUAAAUUAUUCCUCGUUCUCCCCCUCAUUCAUCCUGUGUCUUUACACCCAGAGUCACUAUUUCAGCUGCCAAACCAGAAACUGACUUUACAAACAAUGCAACCUAGAAUAAAAUGUGUGUGGUGUUUGUGUGAGUGUGUUUUAUUUGAAUUUUAUUUAACAUCAUUAAGUAAAACACUUAAAAAAACAAACAAGAAGAUGCCUAAUUAAAAGAGUAAAAUCAAAGAGUUAAUAUUGUCAUCUUUGUAUUCAUAUUUUUUGAGAGGAAAAAUAAGUUUUAACCUUUUCUGGUGGAUACUUGUAUUUUACUUUCUAAUUUAUUAAAAGAACAGUACUGUGUGAUUUUUAAGAAUCUUAAAAAUGCUAAGAACUGUUUACAGACACAAUUAUGGGAGGAAGAUAAGGUUUUUUUUUCAUGUGUAUUUUUAAUGCGGGUUGGUGGGUCAUACAAUCUAUCCAUGUGUAUGUAUUGCAGACAUACUGUACAUAGGGAUUCAUGAGAAGAUGUGUACUUGAAUUAUAAGAUUGAUGCAUUUGAAUUCUGAUGAGCAGUGAUAAUGCAUACAGGCCACUUAACCAGAGCUGCUGAUCAGAGGAGUUUUUUGGUGUUGCUGUUUUUAGUAGAGGUCAAGUUAGCGUAGCAUUGGUGCUUUUAAUUGUAUUCAAUUUAAAAAGCAUAUUUACCAGCUGUGAGGAUGAAUAUCUUGAUUAAAAUUUCUCACCACCUGUUGUUUUUUCUGCCGUUGACCAGGGAGCAACAGGCCUCCAACAUUACAGCCUCACCAAACUGUCUUAUCAGUAGUUCUGGUGUUAGGGCACAAGGGAUCAUGGAUCAAAUGAAAUAAAGAGUAUUUGAACACUU
Messenger RNA from Lates calcarifer (barramundi perch), 3371 nucleotides. RefSeq names its product interferon-related developmental regulator 2 (gene ifrd2). Bases 513 to 1877 code for a protein of 454 amino acids. The record is from RefSeq and is a predicted model, not a curated record. The transcript has 13 exons. NCBI's taxonomy places the organism in Eukaryota, Metazoa, Chordata, Actinopteri, Centropomidae.